Messenger RNA from Pseudovirgaria hyperparasitica, 1861 nucleotides. RefSeq lists its product as uncharacterized. Bases 143 to 1765 code for a protein of 540 amino acids. The record is from RefSeq and is a predicted model, not a curated record. Gene Ontology annotation, molecular function: mRNA binding. Lineage: Eukaryota; Fungi; Ascomycota; Dothideomycetes; Acrospermales; Acrospermaceae. Gene Ontology annotation, biological process: ribophagy; protein deubiquitination. Gene Ontology annotation, cellular component: Ubp3-Bre5 deubiquitination complex; ribonucleoprotein complex; cytosol. The transcript is spliced from 4 exons.
UGACAUGCGUACGUACUAGACAUCUGUCUCAUUUAGACGCCCUCAUCUAUUCAGACAGUCUUUCGUCACCCUUCCUUGCCUGCCCACUUUCCACAUCGCUGUUUCGUUCAAGACUCCACAUCACCUUUACCGCAUCGGAAUCAUGGCUACCGAACAGAUUACAAACGGCAACUUCGCACCUCAUCAGCAAAACUACGGAAGCACAGAGAAAGACGGCGUCUCCUCUCAAUCUUCAUCGGGUGGCAGCGACAUUCCCAAGGAUGAGGUCGGCUGGUACUUUGUCGAGCAAUACUACACCACCCUUAGCCGAAGCCCGGAGAAGCUUUUCCUCUUCUACAACAAACGCUCCCAAUUCGUCUCUGGUACUGAAGAGGAGAAGGUUGCAGUCUGCAUCGGUCAAAAGACCAUCAACGAACGCAUCAAGGAGCUCGAAUUCCAAGACUGUAAGGUCAGAAUUACCAAUGUCGACUCUCAGGGCUCCGAUCAACACAUAGUAAUCCAAGUCAUCGGCGAAAUCUCCAACAAGCAACAACCGCACAAGAAGUUCGUUCAGACCUUUGUACUUGCCGCGCAGACGAAUGGUUACUUUGUCCUGAAUGACAUCUUCCGUUACAUCUCCGAUGAGGAUGCUGAGGUUGAGGCAGAAGAUGCAUCCCACGCCGAAGCCGCAGGCACCACUGAAGCGGUGUCCACCGCCAACGAUACUCCGGCCGAAUCAUUGAGUAACAACGAUGAGGCGACGGCACACAAGCUUGAUGAGGAUGACGAGCAAGCUUCUGCGACCGACGCAAAUGCUGAGCCUGAGGUGUCUGCUCCGCCAGCUGCUGUCAACGGCACUGCAGCUCCUGAUAACGCUGAGAUCGACGUCGCUGAAGAUGCCCCCGUUGCUGCUGCUGUCACCUCUACUGAAGAGAAGCCAUCAGAAGAGGCUGCCGCUGCCGCCGUCGAGGAAGAAGAAGAUGUAACGCAGCCCGAGAAGCCCAAAGAUCCCGAGCCGACUCCAGUGCAACCAAAGGCUACCCCGGCCCCGGCCCCUACUCCUGCGAAGCCUGCUGUUCCCAAGUCCUGGGCCAGUCUCGCUGCUGCUGCGAACCGAGUCGCCAUGCCUCAGAUGCCCGGAGCUGCCUCGGGAUCCACAUCUGCCGCAUCGAAAUCUACAGCGGCUUCGGCGCCACAGCCCGCUGCCAACACAGCUCCACCCUCUGCUCCAUCCGCUCCGGCCGCAGCGCAAGUUCAGCGAGACCCCUCUCCCGCCACCAGCGGCGCCGACUCUGCCGCUGGAUGGCAGACGGCCGGCGCCGACCAUAGCAAGCGCCAAUCUCGGUCCAUUGGCCAGCCCCAAGCAGAGGAACAAACCACGCGCGCCUACAUCAAAAACGUAUUCGAGGGCGUCAAGGAUGAUGAACUGAAGGCAGCACUCCAGAAGCACGGUGAGAUCACCUAUCUGGACAUUAGCCGUGGCAAGAAUUGCGCUUUUGUCGAUUUUGCCACCCGUGCUGGCUUCCAGUCAGCUGUAGCUGCCAACCCACAUAAAAUUGGCGAGGAUUCCGUCUUCGUCGAAGAGCGUCGCGUUCGCGCUGCCCAGGGUAACUUCGGAAACUCGUUCCCGCGUGGUGGUGCCCAGCGUGGCGGCCGCGGUGAUGCCCGCCCAGCUGGCCAAGGCCGUGGAGGCUUCAAGCAGGAUGGUGGCCGGGGCGGGUUCAACCCUCGAGGACGUGGUGGCACUUCCACUCCUCGUGGACGCGGAAACAGCCAGGCUGCCUAGACUCAUCACUCGAAUUCUGCAGUUCGCCAACGCCUCCCCCCCCCCUCUUCGACCGUUCUUGAUUCACCAACGGAAGCGUACGCCACCUUAAAAUUG